This is a messenger RNA of Myzus persicae (green peach aphid), 2715 nucleotides long. RefSeq names its product probable tyrosyl-DNA phosphodiesterase (gene gkt). The coding region runs from base 297 to 1697 and encodes 466 amino acids. The transcript has 10 exons. Gene Ontology annotation, molecular function: double-stranded DNA binding; 3'-tyrosyl-DNA phosphodiesterase activity; single-stranded DNA binding. Gene Ontology annotation, cellular component: nucleus. The record is from RefSeq and is a predicted model, not a curated record. Gene Ontology annotation, biological process: double-strand break repair; single strand break repair. Lineage: Eukaryota; Metazoa; Arthropoda; Insecta; Hemiptera; Aphididae.
UAAUUAAUGACAACAUCCGCGACUGAGAUAGCCGAUAUUUGAUAGUAAUGUCGGUAUAAUAACAAUAAUUAAUAACAAUAUUAUUGUCCAGGUAUCUCUGUGAAUUUGUGUUGUUCUCAUAAAGUGGUCGAUUUUUUUUAUAGCCGCCGCGUCGGAUGUCCUAUAGUCCUAUGCCAGUUUUCUCGUGAUUCGUCGUUUUGACUGUCUGAAAAUUUUUUUAACCCAUUACGAUAAUUGCACGAUUUUUGUGUCCUAAUUUUCGUCCCCGUCAAAAUCAACGGUACUCACUCCGAACAAUGGCUUCCGGCUCUGGGCCUCUGAAGCGAAAGGCUAGCGAAGGUCCGGGUACGUAUACCGACGACGUGUGGAAACUCACGAAAGGAACGGUUGACAAAAAGUUGGAGCGGUCCGAGCCUUACAGAAUGUUUAUGUCUCCGAUAUCCUGCGAUUCGGGAACACACACUGAAAAAUCAACUCUAUCGUUUCCAGAGCUCUUGGACAAAAGUCUCGGUGAUUUAACCGAAUCACUUCACCUAAACUUUAUGGUCGAGUUCGGCUGGCUCCUUGCUCAAUAUUUCAUAACUGGUCAAAGAGGAAAAAGAAUUACACUUUUAUACGAACGCUGUGAUGUAGAUUUAAAUGAGCCACAUUUAAAUAAGAAAAUACCAAAUGUUAAGCAUAAAAAAAUAACUAAUCCAAAUGCUUUUGGUCAUCAGCAUAGUAAAGUAUCAAUGUUUGCUUAUGCCGAUGGUAGUUUACGAGUUGUUGUUAUGUCAGCAAAUUUGACUGAAGAUGAUUGGACCAAAUAUGCUCAAGGGAUUUGGGUGAGCCCAAAAUUUCCAUUGAAAGAGAAGGAUAAUAAGUCAGAUGGUAAUUCUAAAACUGAUUUUAAAAUAGAUAUUUUACGAUAUUUAAAAUCUUUUAAAGAAGAAUCAUUAAGUCAAUGGAUACAAAAAAUUGAAAAAGUAGAUUUCAGUCAAGCAAAUGUGUUUUUCAUUCCUAGUAUUCCAGGCAAGCACAAAGAACAGUUGUGGGGUCAUUUAUAUUUAAAAAGUAUUUUGAAAAAACAUGCUCGUUUACCAUUUGGUGUACCUUCAGAAUGGCCUAUUAUAGCUCAAUGUUCGUCUCUGGGGUCUUUGGGUACUACAGACAAGGAAUGGUUGAAACCAGAGUUUAUCAAAAGUCUAUCCGCUUCUACCUAUUGUGGUGAUACUGAUACAGAAAAUAAUUCCAUUCCCUUCAACUUGAUUUACCCAUCUGAGAAAAAUGUUUUGAAUAGUUGGAAUGGACCUAUAGAUGGUCUCUGUUUGGCUUACAAUAAGAAAGUUCAUGAAAAUCAAUUGUGGCUUAGAAACUACUUGUGCUUGUGGAAAUGUCAUUCACGGAAGCGAUCAAAGGCCAUGCCUCAUAUAAAAACCUAUUGCAGGGUUUCAUCAUGUUGUACACAAAUGUCUUGGUUUUUGUUGACUAGCGCUAAUUUAUCAAAAGCUGCUUGGGGCAGAAAACUUAAGUCAGAUGAACAGUGUAACUACAUAAUGUCACAGGAAGCUGGCGUUUUGUUCUUGCCUCAAUUUUUGAUUGGAACAGAUGUAUUUUCUAUAGAUGAAACUGAAGCAAGUAAAUCACCGUAUUUUUCUUUACCUUUUGACAUGCCAUUAUCUGAAUACUCGAACAUUGACCUACCUUGGCAUAUCUAAAUGGGGUCAUUUGUUUUUUUUUUUAAAUAUAUUACACCCAUGGCUGAGGACUGUCGGAUUUCACUCAAACGUGCGCAUUUUUGAAGACAGUUUUGUUUUGAACAUCGACAUGAGGUUGGAAAAACCCUUGUAUACUUUUCACGUUACUUCAAAAUUUGUCUCACCCCUAGACAUUUUACCUUAAAUCUUCAAGAAUAUUUGAAUUAAUAAUACCUUCCACAUACAAUGGAGAGCAAUGCUUAUAAUUACCAUCACUAAACCUAACAAAAUACUAAAUUCAACAGCUACAUUAAAAAAGACGCUCGACAGUAAACUAAAAACGCUAUACUCUGCAUCAUUUAGAAGCCCAGACAAAAUCAAUCCAAUUGAUUAAAAAAAAUUAAUUCUAUAACUAUUUAAUUAUAGGAUAUUUAUACAAAAACAGAAAUUGCUAAUGCAGUUAUGUGUACUGUUAUAAAAAGGAUAAGAAUACUGAAAAUGCAAGACCUUUGGUGGACAAGUAUGUGAAAAGAUAAAGAAUAAUAAGAAAACAGAUAUGUAAACACAAAAUAAAUUGUGAAUUUGAGGAGCACUAAAGAAAGUAUGCCAGACCAGCACAGGAAAUCCUUUUUUUGCAAUUAUAUUGAAUUUAUAUGAUACCAGUAACUAUUUAAUUUGUAUUAAUAUGUCUAGAAGUAAAUCGGCAGUAAUAGAUUAGUACAAUCUAUGCUAUGGUCGCUGUUCAAUUUUGAAAAUGAGACACUGAUGGAAAUAAAUUGACUGAAUUAUGGAAAUAAAAUGCAAGGUUGUUUAUACAUUUUGAUUUAUGUUGUGACCAUAAAUAUGAUAAAUACAAACUCGAAUGUUAAUUUUUAAUGGUGAAAAACAAUCAACAAACCCAUCAAUUACGAAAAAAUUGUGAAAAUAUGUUAGAUGAUUUGCAGAGACAAGUGGAGAGCAUAUACUCUGCCAGACCAUUAGUUUAUCCAACAGCCUAAAUCAUAGUAAUACUACACCAAAAAAAAAAUAAAAUGUUUAA